This is a messenger RNA of Pseudozyma flocculosa PF-1, 2868 nucleotides long. RefSeq lists its product as uncharacterized. The record is from RefSeq and is a predicted model, not a curated record. Lineage: Eukaryota; Fungi; Basidiomycota; Ustilaginomycetes; Ustilaginales; Ustilaginaceae. The coding region runs from base 1 to 2868 and encodes 955 amino acids. The transcript has 2 exons.
AUGCCAGCCCUCCGCUCGCGUCGCCUCGCCGCCUCGGCCGCCCGCGGUCGCGCCCACAACUCUUCCUCCUCCUACCGCAACACCCUCUCCGAAAACACCUCGCCUUUCCUCAAGCGCAACACCGCCGCUGCGGCACACAAUGCAGCACAACCGCCCGUCAAGACUGGCUCUGGGCUCGCCUCGGCUGCAACGCCGACGCGUAGGCCCUUGGGAGAGCGCAAUGUAGUCCCCCAGGUCCUCGCCCCAUCCUCGCCGCUGGUCAAAAGACAGGCCCUUUCCUCAUCCAACCCGACCUCCUCGAGCGUGGCAGCCGCUCCCCGGCGCACAACCAGGGCUCCCCCGGCUCGCGCUCUGACCGCCCAGUCGACCAAGACCCCGGCCAACGAUCCAAUCGCUUCCGCCCGGGCAGAUGCCUCGCGCAGAACACGGUCUGCCGCAAUAGCAGUACCACCACCGCCUGCAACAACAUCCGCAAAAGCUCGAGCAGGGACGAAAAGGCAGGCUGAGACGCCAAAGCCGCGCCGAUCAUCGGGAGUCGCUAGCUCGCCAGCUUCGACGUCGCACAUCACCGUUGAGAUCCCCCCAUCCACACCUGGCAAGGAGCUUCCCAGGAAAGUGCGUCGCCCAUCGGCCUCGGUUGAGGAUCCCGUCGCCGCGGCGGCACCGUCGCAGCCUGUCGCCACGAUGCCCGACAGCGACGACCUCGAGUACGUCGACCCAUCCGUCGUGCUUGUUCCCCUGCCGCGGCCCCGACAGCAGCAGCAGCAGCAGCAGCAGCAGCAGCAGCAGAGCGUGAGAGCAGCCGCCCAGACCGCCAAGCAGCAGACGCCGCUGUCUCCCCUCUCAUCGCACACCUCGUCCGACAAGGAGAAUCGACCGCCGCCUCUGCGAAGGUCGUCCGACCAGCCGGUAGAAGCAGAGCCGCCGCGCACCCGCCGUAGAGUCGGUCCGGCCCCGGUCAUGAUCCCAUCAGGCUCGGCCCCGCUUCACUCGACACCGCCGGCUGCCAGGGUGAUGCCACCUCGACCAUCUCAGCAGCGCGAAUCGGCGCUCGCUACCAGCCAGGCCCUCGCAGCGAGGACCUCGAUACUCGACAAGGUCUUCCAGCGCUCGUCUGAAGAUCUAGCCUCGCGCUCCGUAUCGCUCUCUCCCGAGACGCAGCGGCGGCUGCAGCAGGCUUCGGACCAGGAGCGUCUGAUAGCGCAGUCGCAACGGCAGGGCUAUGCCAAGGCCGAGAGGUGGGCACAGCAGCAGCGACUCACCUCGAUGAGCAGCUUUGAGGGUGCAGAGGACGAGGCCGAGAUCGCCGAGCUCAUCGCGUCUUCGCCGCCGCCUCUGCCGCGAGCCGCAUCGACAAGCCUGAUCGGGGGUCAAGAGAGCCGUCAAGGCACCACUCCGCCCGAGUCUGGCCCCUACGAAGACACAAAGAAACAGGGCGGCGACGAUGACGAUGAUGACCCAUUUGGCUUCUUCGCGUGUCAGGCGAAGCUCAAGGCGGACCGCGCCGCUCAGCGUCAGGCGCAACGACUCGAAAGAAGGAAUCAGCCGCUAGAGCCUCUGUCCGCGGUCGAGAGCCUUCCAGUGAGCGGAGAAGACCAUGCCGACGAAAGCGGUCCCAUCGAUGACGCCGAGCUCGCCCGCGCAGCCUUUCGCAGUACCAGCCCCCGAUCGGCAAGCGAGGGGGAAGGCGCCGCGGGGCAAGCUUCGAAGACCUUCGAUUCGACAAGCCGUCCGCAGGAAGAGGCCGCUGCUGCGUCGUCUGAUCAGGGCGAUGCAGCUGAACGCAGCAGCCGUGCGGGAUCACCGCGUGCCGCACAUCUGGAGAAGUGUGUCCUACCGGCUGCAGGCGAAGAUUGGCUGGAGAGGGACAUCCGUCGCACCACGCGCUCGCAGGCACGCAAGAGCGAGGCGGACAACGGCGUCGGCGGGACUGACGGCGCCGGUGCCGCAGCUGCAGGAACCUCUUCACCACCGUCGUCUGCGCUUUCGUCUUUGCCAACGUCUCCUCGUCGAAGCAAAGCCGCGCCGGCAGGAUCCAAGACUCGCAGCUACCGUACAGGCUCGCAGCCAUUCGUCAUCAUCCCGGGCGUGUCGCUCAAGAGGACCGAGGUCAAGGAGCGCGAGAUGCUCGAGCGCAUGGCGCGCAAGUCGUCGUCGUCGUCGUCGUCUGAAUCGUCGAGGAGCGGCGGAGGCGAGGCGGCAGGGACUGCUGGCAGGACGCGGACGCAGGCGAGCAAGGGCAGCAAAAAGAAGACCAAGGGUCCGCUGAAGAUGACGGAUCUGGUGGCGCUGCUGCCAAGCCGCAGACUCAAUGGGUUCACGAACGGUGUCGAGGCGUCGGGCAAGGAGACGGACUACGAGCGGCCGCCGAAGGGCAAGACUGUCGCUCGCAGGGGCAGGCCAAGGGGCAGCGCGGCGUCUGCAGGCGGAUCGGGGGGAGCCCAGUCGAGCAAGGAUAAGGACAAGGGCAAGGGGAAGAGCAAGAGCAGCGUCCAACAGGUUGGUGCGCGCCGACGCACGGCAUCGACAUCGACAUCGACUCGCCGCGUUUCAGCAACACGACGCAGACGAGGCGGCGACGAAGAUGGCAGCGAGCACGGGGACCGGGAUUCGAAUGGGGAGAGGGAGAGCUCGCUGUCCUCUGUCGCAGGUGGGGGGUCGAGUCCUGCCCCGAAAACGACGCAGACGCGGGCAAAGACAAAGACGCCGAUACGACGUGGCGCGACGAAGCGAGGGGUGGGGGGUGAGACGUGGCGCGAUGCCGUCGGCAGUUCGGAUACGCGCAGCAGCGACUCGGAACGCACAAAACGACUGAAACGCUACAAGAAGCUCGACGACUACUCGAUCGAGUCGGAACUCGUCCUCUGA